AGUAACUGCAUAAGCACGAUGCAUUCACCUUUGUGUUUGUAUUUUUAAGGCGCGAUUUAACACGAGAAAAGAGAACAAAGUGAAAAAGAAGAAGUGGGAUUAAAAUGAGGCGGAGUUUGGCCCCAAGUCAGUUGGGUCAAGUUAAACGAAAAUACGAAGAUGAAGAAGAUGAUCCAGCUUGGUCAGAAAAGAAGAAAGGGGGCAAGAAUAAGAAGACACAAAUAAUAGACAGAGCUUCAGAGUUUCUUUCUCCAUUUCGUAAACCACUUGCUCAAUGUAGUCUUCCAGUUGAAACGAAUUCGGAAAUGGCUGGAUCGUCAUUCCAUGAAGCACUUAUCAAAAAGAUUAUGUCAAAGCCAUUCAAAAUACCAAUACCAAACUACAAUGGGCCAACCCUAAGCAAAUCACUUGGAAUGAGACGAGCUGGAGUACGACAAGCUUUACAUGACCCAGAUGAACCUGGUGCUUUGAUUUUGUAUUCCCCUCCAGAACUGUCUGCUCAUGACAAGCUGAAAUCAUCCAUAAGUGAUAAACACCCUGUUCAUGUAGUUGUUGAUCCAGUAUUGACCAAAGUACUUAGACCUCAUCAACGUGAAGGAGUGAAGUUCAUGUAUGACUGUGUCACUGGGCUAUGCAUUGAAAACAAUUAUGGUUGCAUUAUGGCUGAUGAAAUGGGAUUGGGGAAAACUUUGCAGUGCAUUACCCUGCUUUGGACACUACUCAAACAAGGCCCAGACUGCAAGCCCUUAAUUACAAAAGGGAUCAUUGUCUCACCUAGUAGUUUGGUCAAGAAUUGGCAGAAUGAGAUCAACAAGUGGCUAAGUGGGCGAGUCAAUACGUUGGUGAUAGACUCUGGAAGUAAAGACGAAAUUGAUCGCAACUUGAAUGGAUUCAUACACACACACGGAAGGCGAGUCGUCACUCCUGUUCUGAUCAUCUCCUACGAGACAUUUAGACUUCACGCCCACGCCCUUCACAAGGGAGAAAUAGGACUUGUUCUUUGUGAUGAAGGACAUCGUCUGAAAAACAGUGAAAAUCAGACAUAUCAAUCUUUGGUUGCAUUGAAUUGCAAACGCCGUGUCCUUCUUUCCGGAACACCCAUUCAGAACGAUCUGCUGGAGUACUUUAGUUUGUUACAUUUCGUUAACCAAGGCAUUCUUGGCACUGCUCAGGAGUUUAAGAAACGGUUCGAGACGCCCAUCCUUCGAGGUAGAGACGCUGAUGCGACGGAAGAAACACAGAAGAAGGGUCAGACACAACUGAAAGAAUUGGCCGAUCUAGUCAAUAAAUGCAUCAUUCGGCGCACAUCCGCUUUGCUGACCAAAUAUCUUCCAGUCAAAAUUGAAUUGGUGGUUUGUAUUAAGCUCAGUCCUGUUCAAGCGUCCAUUUACAAGAAGGUCGUCGCAUCCGAAGCUGUCAAGAGCAAAAUGAGGGAAGCCAAUGAGAAACCGAGCAAAUCGAGCAUGACUGCACUGGCAGCCAUCACCAAUUUAAAGAAACUAUGCAGUCAUCCGGAAUUGGUUUACGAAAAGUGCCAAUCGGGCAUUGACGGAUUCGAAGGCACUCUGCCGUUAUUUCCUGCCACCUUCGAUCCCCGAAAACUACAAACCGAAUUGUCCGGCAAGCUCUGCGUCCUCGACUGUAUUCUGGCUAUGGUGAAAAGCACUACCAACGACAAGAUCGUCUUGAUUUCCAACUACACUCAAACUCUAGAUUUAUUCGAGAAACUUUGCCGAAUGAGGUCUUACCCGUGCGUACGCCUGGACGGCAGCAUGAGCAUCAAGAAGAGAGCCAAGAUUGUGGAACAUUUUAACGACCCAGCCAGUUCAGAUUUUGUCUUUUUGCUCAGCAGCAAAGCCGGUGGCUGCGGAUUGAACUUAAUUGGAGCCAACCGGUUGGUGAUGUUUGAUCCAGACUGGAAUCCGGCCAACGACGAUCAAGCUAUGGCUCGUGUUUGGAGAGACGGACAAAAGAAACCCUGUUUUAUUUAUCGCCUGUUGUCCACUGGAACCAUUGAAGAAAAAAUUUUCCAGCGUCAAGCCCACAAAAAGGCACUCAGCUCCUGCGUAGUAGACAACGAAGACGACGUGGAACGCCAUUUCAGUCUGUCGGAUUUACGAGAUUUGUUUAAAUUGGAAGAACUAACCUCGAGCGAUACUCACGACAAAUUCAAAUGCCGUCGCUGCGUCAAUCGGAUCCAAGUCAAACCGCCACCGGAUGACGCGACUUGCAAUUCGGAUUUGUCUCAAUGGAAUCACUGUGCGGAUCGCAAAACCAUUCCGGAUCCUGUUCUCAAGUCUGCUUGGGACGCUGGAGUCACGUUCGCCUUCCAUCAAAAAUCCCACGAGCCUAAAAUUGUUCCUUGAAUCUUUCAAACAACAAAGAGAAAAUCUUCCGCAGACGAAAGAAGUCAGUUGCAAAUGCUCUGUGAUGUUUCAGUUUUAUGUUUUUUUAACUUACACAAGAUCUGUUGUGCAAAACACUGUAAAUGUACUUUGCAUUUUCCCCCCUUGAAUACGAAAUUGUUAUAAAAGAAAACCAGAUUGUAAAAAUGAUUCAUUAGAUUGAUUUG
This is a messenger RNA of Daphnia pulicaria, 2572 nucleotides long. RefSeq names its product DNA repair and recombination protein RAD54-like (gene okr). The transcript has 14 exons. Gene Ontology annotation, molecular function: ATP-dependent chromatin remodeler activity; DNA translocase activity; ATP binding. Gene Ontology annotation, biological process: reciprocal meiotic recombination; double-strand break repair via synthesis-dependent strand annealing. The record is from RefSeq and is a predicted model, not a curated record. The coding region runs from base 105 to 2366 and encodes 753 amino acids. Gene Ontology annotation, cellular component: nucleus. NCBI's taxonomy places the organism in Eukaryota, Metazoa, Arthropoda, Branchiopoda, Diplostraca, Daphniidae.